UGGGUCAUCGUUGGGUCAUGGUUGGUCAUGGUUGGGUCAUGGUUGGGUUAUUGGGUCAUGGAUGGGUCAUGGUUGGGUCAUUGGUCAUGGUUGGGUCAUGGUUGGGUCAUGGUUGGGCCAUUGGUCAUCAUUGGGUCAUCAUUGGGUCAUGGUUGGUCAUUGUUGGGUCAUGGUUGGGUCAUGGUGGGGCUUGGGGUCAUCAUUGGGUCAUGGUUGGGUCAUUGUUGGUCAUCGUUGGGUCAUUCAUGGGUCACUGGGUCAUCGUUGGGUCAUUGUUGGGUCAUCAUUGGGUCAUGGCUGGGUCAUUGUUGGUCAUUGAUGGGUCAUCGUUGGGUCAUGGUUGGUCAUGGUUGGGUCAUGGUGGGGCUUGGGGUCAUCACUGGGUCAUGGUUGGGUCAUCGUUGGUCAUUGUUGGGUCAUGGUUGGGUCAUGCAUGGGUCAUUGGGUCAUGGUCAUUGGUCACCGUUGGGUCAUUGUUGGUCACUGUUGGGUCAUCGUUGGGUCAUGGUGGGGCUUGGGGUCAUCACUGGGUCACUGGGUCGUGGUUGGGUCAUUGGGUCAUGGUCAUUGGUCAUGGCUGGCCAUUGGUCAUCGUUGGGUCAUCGUUGGGUCAUCGUUGGUCACUGUUGGGACAUUGCCAUGGGCACUGCUGAUCUCUGGUCACUGGUCAGUCAGUGGUCACUCCGGUGGUCACUGGUCACUCUGUGGUCACUGGUCAGUCACUGGUCAGUCAAUGGUCAGUCAAUGGUCACUGGUUACUGGUCACUGGUCAGUCACUGGUCACUCUGUGGUCACUCUGUGGUCACUGGUCACUCCGGUGGUCACUGGUCAGUCACUGGUCACUGGUCAGUCACUGGUCACUCUGUGGUCACUCUGUGGUCACUCUGUGGUCACUCUGUGGUCACUCUUUGGUCACUCCGGUGGUCACUCUGUGGUCACUCUGUGGUCACUCUGUGGUCACUCUGCAGGCCGGAUCACCUCAACAGCCACGUCCGGCAGGUUCACUCCACCGAGCGGCCCUUCAAGUGCCAG
This is a messenger RNA of Cyanistes caeruleus (blue tit), 1032 nucleotides long. The record is from RefSeq and is a predicted model, not a curated record. NCBI's taxonomy places the organism in Eukaryota, Metazoa, Chordata, Aves, Passeriformes, Paridae.